AUGGGAAACAGGUUAUACACUAUUGAAGAAAAUAACAACUCAAUUGUUGUUUGUGUUGUGUGUUUCUUUAUAUUCGAUCCUCCUGGUCCUCAUUUUGAUGAUUUUCGAUCAAAGUUGCCAAAAGAUGACAUUGUUCUCUCACGAGAUGAUGGAUUAUCUGGAUCUACUGUUUCUUGGCAUGAUGAGUUAUUUACUAAGAAUCCUAGGAAGACAUUAAGAGAGAUAUUAAGAACUAACGAGAUUGGAAAGUAUGUCACCACUGCAACUGUUAAGUCGGUGGAAACUAAUCCAAGAUGGUAUUAUGUCGUGUGUGCUGUUUGCGAAAAGACCGUUCAUCCAAUUGAAGAAAACCCUGGUGAUGAAGAGGGCCCAGUCAUGUUUGAUUGUCUACAAUGUAAUCGGAAUGUAACUGAAGUUCUAGCCAAGUUUAAACUGGUGCUAUUGGUUACUGAUGAUUCUACUGAAGAAGCUAAGUUUCUUAUUUUCGACAAUAUAGCUUAUCCUUUUCUUAAUAAGACAGCAGAUGAAUUAGCUGAGGAAGUGGCUGAGGAUGCUACUAUUUCAUAUGCUGAUGAUGCUUCGCAGUGUUCCAUUAUGAAAAAUGGGAAUGAUAAAAGGCUGGGUGUCAUGGACGAUGGUGUUCUUUGCGAUAUGAGACCAAGGAAAGAUACAACGAAGAAGGCUAAAUCUGUCAAAAUACCACCAUCAAAUAGAAGUUUUGUGUCCAAGUCGCAACAAUACGCACCUCCUGUUUUUAAAGAAACGUCUGUGUACAACCAAUUCAUAGAUCUAUCAAGCUUAAGUAAGGCAGACAAUGAUGAUGAUAUGGAUAUCAACGUUACAGCUACUGUUACCAAACAAAAAAACAAACAAACACCUAACAUCACAAAAGAUGUCUUAUUCUCUGCCAUAGGCCUCACUGAUACGGGAUAUUAUGAUGAUGGAGAUCCUUCCUAUGUUUGUGGUUAUUGUCAAGCGUAUAUGUGGUUUGGUGGUAUAUUACCAGCUCCUGAUAAAAAUCCAGCUUUUCUACAACUCUACAUUCACGACCCAGUUAAUGAAAUUGCCAAUAGAGUUGCUGCCUAUGGUACUACAGGAAAGCUACAACGGAUAACUGAGUUGCAUCCAGCUUACUUGCCAUUACAAUACCCAUUGCUUUUCCCCUAUGGAGAAGAUGGUUUUAGACUAGGAAUUGAUAUUGGGUUUGUUGAUAUGUCUGGAAGAAAAAGAAAAACUGUAACAAUGCGAGAGUUUUUUGCUUUUCGUAUACAAGAAAGAUAUGGUGAAUCACCUAUAAUCCUGAUGUCUGGGAGAUUAUUCCAACAGUUUUUGGUGGAUGCAUACACUAUGAUUGAGUCUAACAGACUCCGUUACAUUUUUCUUAAUCAGAAGAAUCUACGAGCAGAGUAUUAUGAUAAAAUUGCGGCAUCAGCUGAUAGAGGUGAAGACGACCUCUCAGAACAAGGUAAAAGGAUUUUUAUUCCUUCUUCUUUCACCGGAGGGAAGAGAUAUAUGAUGCAGCAUUAUUUAGAUGCUAUGGCGACGUGCAAGUACUACGGUUAUCCUGACUUCUUCAUUACAAUAACCUGUGUCUAUAUGACAGACGAAGACUUAAAAAGCUUGGGAUUAGCAAAAAUAGAGAAAUAUUUGCGUAGGAACGGAAAUUCGUUGGCUAAUUUUAAUGGGAUGCCUCUUGCUGAAGACUUGGUUAUGGAUAAAAAUAUUAACCAUCUCAUUAUGGAUGAGAAGUGGUACAAUCGGGAAGAGUUAAAAGGCGAACAUGAAAAGUUACUAGCAACGAUAACAGAUGAGCAAAAGCUUAUUUAUGAUGAAAUACUACAUGCAGUAAAUCAUAAACAUGGAGGUAUGUUUUUCGUUUACGGUUAUGGUGGGACAGGAAAAACAUUUUUAUGGAGGGUUUUAGGCUCUGCUCUUCGAUCAAGAGGGAAAAUAGUCUUAAAUGUUGCAUCAAGUGGUAUAGCUGCUCUUUUGUUGCAAGGGGGAAGAACAGCUCACUCUAGGUUUGGGAUUCCUAUUGCCGUCAAUGAGUUUUCAACAUGCUCGAUAAGUGCUGGUUCACAUCAAGCAGAUUUGAUUAAAGAGGCUGAACUCAUUAUAUGGGACGAAGCUCCAACGAUGAGUAAACACUGCUUUCAAACUUUAGAUAGAACUAUGAGAGAUAUACUCAAAUGUGACAAGGUUUUUGGUGGUAAAGUAAUCGUCUUUGGUGGAGAUUUUCGGCAGAUCUUACCAGUCAUAGUUGGAGGAGAUGGGAAGAUUAAUGAGCCUAAUAAUGGUGAGAUAGAGAUUGAUAUUCCUGAAGAUCUAUUAGUAUCAGAAUGCGAAGAUCCCAUACGAGAGAUUGUGAAAGAGGUAUAUGGAAAUUCUUAUACAAGAGAGCGUAACCCCAAAUUUUAUCAAGAAAGGGCUAUAUUGAGUCCACGGAAUGAAGAUGUGGACAAGAUCAAUGAAUAUAUGCUAUCUCAAAUAAAAGGUGAGGAGCGUUCAUAUCUCAGUUCAGAUAGUAUAGAUACUUCUGAUACAAGUAAAAUAGAUGAUAUGGUGUACACUAAAGAAUAUCUAAACAGUAUUAAGAUCUCUGGAUUACCAAAUCAUGAUCUAAAGUUGAAAAUCGGUGCACCUAUUAUGCUGCUUAGGAAUAUUGACCCUAAAGGUGGACUAUGCAAUGGUACAAGGUUACUUGUAACACAAUUAGCAAAUCACGUCAUUCAAGCCAAGUUUAUAACAGGUGACAAAGUUGGCCAAAAAGUUUUGCUCCCAAGAAUGUUUGUUUCUCCACCAGAAACCAGAUUUCCGUUUAGGAUGAGACGGAGACAAUUCCCUGUUGCUCUUGCUUUUGCAAUGACUAUUAAUACAAGUCAAGGUCAGACGUUACAAAAAGUUGGAUUAUAUUUGCCGAGGCCUGUGUUUUCCCAUGGGCAAUUGUAUGUUGCUGUAUCCAGAGUAACGUCGAGGAUAGGAUUGAAGAUCUUGAUAACUGAUGAGAAAGGAAAUCCCCAAAAAAGCACAAUGAAUGUAGUAUACAAAGAAGUUAUCCAAAACAUUUACACUACAUAG
Molecule: messenger RNA, 3078 nt
Organism: Brassica oleracea var. oleracea
Lineage: Eukaryota; Viridiplantae; Streptophyta; Magnoliopsida; Brassicales; Brassicaceae
Exons: 15
Coding region: 1-3078 (1025 amino acids)
Biological process (GO): telomere maintenance; DNA repair
Molecular function (GO): DNA helicase activity
Source: RefSeq, a predicted model, not a curated record